GUCUAAGUUUAGUCUAAGCUUGAAAUAAAAUGGCUGCGCCCACACCGCUCAUUCGAAGUAUUUUUUGGGAGUAAAUUGGAACCCUGUAGAUAAAUGGACCUUCUAGCUCCUUGCAACGCUUGCUACCCGCUUCACCGGCGAGCUACAUUUCACGCGCCUCUAAACUUCCCUCCAAACUCCACUAAAUGCAGCCGCAAAACGACUUUUGAGCUGCAAGCACCGGGCGCCGUCGCUGCUCAAAACGGUACCAGCAAUUCAAUUCCGAACAUUCCAACCCACAAAGUCACCGUUCACGAUCGCCAAAGCGGCGCUGUUCAUGAGUUUUUCGUCUCCGAGGAUCAGUACAUAUUGCAUACGGCCGAGGCUCAGAAUAUAAGGCUACCCUUUGCUUGCAGGCAUGGAUGUUGUACAAGCUGUGCUGUUCGUGUAAAAUCAGGGAAAAUAAGACAGCCAGAAGCUUUGGGGAUUUCAAAUGAACUGAAAAAAAAGUUGUUAGGUACCUCAACAAAGCACCAUAAAUUUAGUGUUCAAUUGAUAAAAUCUGAGGAACCGAUCCUCCCAGUACAAUGGCGCAUAACAGUAAACCCACAUACAGUAGCGGAAAGCAGAAAAUAGAAGAGCAGAAAGGUUUGAGACAGUUCGAGUCGUCUUGCACUCCCAAGGCCUAAUUCCAGAUCCAAUUUCUGCCUACCCCCCCUUUUCCCCUUUCUGCUCUUAAUACACUCAUCUCCUAAAUGGGCCAGCCCAUAUUUUAUGACAUGGCCCAUAUUAUUCUCUACAGCCCAGGGCCCUAUCAUAUCUUCCCCUUUGAACACCCACCUUGUCCUCAAGGUGGGUGAUAACAGACAGCACUGACCAUCAUCUUCAUCUUUAGUUUUGCGCCUCUCCUUUCCCAGUACAUCUCCAUCUUCUGAACCUUUAGCUUCGAUACUUGAAUAUUCAUCGUCGCUUCCUUCACCUCUGGACUCCCACAUAGGGCAUCAAAAUCUCCAGCUAUGUCGUUCUGCUCAGCCCAUUUUUCCACUGCUGGUUGGUUUGGUUUAGUAACUGCUACUAGAAUUUUCGCCAAGCUACUCCCAAGAUCUGCAUCCAUAACAACAAGGACGCUGUCCAGUAAAAGAAUGUCAUCUUCUGCCGCAUUUUGGGUACAUACAACAACAUCCCUCCAAUCAACUCCCACUGAAAGACUCCACCAACACCUCUCUGCAACUUCACGUUCCCAAGUCGUAGAGUUAACUUUCACUCUCUUUCUUGGAAGAGAGAGUGGGAAACCGCGGACUAGCUUCAAGAGGGAACAAUCUUUGCUAGUGUCAUGCCAAACAGAGAUAAGACAACAGCUUGGUGUAGAUAAUGCAGAAGCAACAUUUUCAGUCCCAACAUUAAUAUGGUAGUAACCCAUAGGGGUGAAACUUGAACUUGAAAAAACAUGAACCCAACCACACAAAAAGGCAACUGCAAUUUCACCUCCAUGAACAGAAUAAAUAAUCCGGUUAAGGGUUCCAACAUCCCUUGGAAGAUCAAAAGGAUCAAAUGUGAACCUCUUUGUCAUCUCAAUAGCAAGGUCCGAAACAAUUUGCAUAUCAGUUGUAGGGAUAUGCGCUCUUAUGCGUGGGUUUUCCGUCAACCGACCUUGAAGUUGAAACACAGGAUGAAGAUGAGGUAUAUUUGCUCCAAUUCGGAAGAUAUUUUGCCCGAGGACCUAUUGUAAGGGAUGAUUACGCUUUGGAGUUAGCAAUGGGAGAUGAUUAAACUCCGGGUACUUGAUUUCAGGAGAUGAUACGGAGUCCAAGAAAUGCAUGUACUUUCAUUUUUGUAGGUAUACAUUUUAACCCGCAUCUACACAUUCUCUUUUGAUGGUUUGUUGAUCUAUGUGGUAUUGUGGUGCGACUGGCUGGCAAAGAACCAUGAGGAUGUAAACCAGCAUAUGUGAUGAAUCAUAAUUGACCGGUUCAACCAAGCAGAUAAAUAGGCAGAAGUUGAAAUUUGUCCUCUUGAUUUAUUGAAUGGCGCAAAGGAAGCUUGGAUGAAGGGGCUUGCCAGCUCUUCAAGCUAGUCCAUAUAGUGGGAUUGGAGUUUAUAGGGAAAAUCGCAUAUAUGGUCCCUCCGUCAUCCACGAAAUUAAAAUCUUAGACCUGUAUUUUUUGAGAUUGUAAACGUCACCCUCAAUUGUCCAAAUUGUUGUAAAUGUGGUACUUUAAGUGGUGAAAUAUACUCUCGCUCACAUUGUAUAUUUCACCCCUCAAAAGGACCACAUUUAUAGCAUUUUGGACAAUUGAGGGGUGACAUUUAAUAUCUCAGAAAUACAGGUCUGAGAUUUUAAUUUCGUGGAUAACUGAGGGACCAUAUAUGCGAUUUUCCCGAGUUUAUAUUUUUCACCUGUGCACCUUGAAUGGUUUUAUCCUUUUUUUAGAAGCCGUGCAUGUAUUUCCAAUCGAAAAAUUCUAAAGGUACACACUUUUUUGUGUACACACUUUUUACACGUCUGUGUAAGGUUUUUUUUAUGUCUGUACAGACAUAACAUAUUUUAAAAAUACGUUAUGUUUUUACAGACUUAUUUUUUUUUUACACACAUGUGUAAAAAGUGUGUACACAAAAAGUGUGUACCCCAAAUCCAACUCUUUCCAAUCAAGUAACCUGGUCAAGUAGUCCUUGUGAUACAAAUUCCUUUAUUUGUAUUUACUAGUAUAUUUUAAUCAAUUAAAAUAAAAUAUACACUCGGUAGCAUAAUUAAUAUGGCAGU
This is a messenger RNA of Cuscuta europaea, 2740 nucleotides long. NCBI's taxonomy places the organism in Eukaryota, Viridiplantae, Streptophyta, Magnoliopsida, Solanales, Convolvulaceae. The record is from the annotation of a GenBank genome assembly.